CUGCCAUAGACCUAUAAUCUUUCUCACAGAAAACCCUCUACUCUGACCAAAAGAGAGCCCCACUACAAAGUUUUCAAAAGGGAACAUACCCACACAGAAAAAAACAGUCUUUUUUUCACUUCCUUUGUUCUGCAUCCAUGGUUCCUUCAUACUGAUACCCAAAAUAUAUUCUUCCCUCCCAAGCUUUCUGAAUCUUCUUCUGCAUCUUUACCAAACAUAAAAAAAAACCCUAGAUUUUUCCCUCUUUCAAAAUUUCCAUUUCUUCUCAUUCUCUUUGCUCUUUCCCCUCCAACACACUCAAAAUCCUCUCUUCAUUCUUCCUUGCAUCACAUCCCCAGACCAAUUCUAUGUGCUUUUGGUCCUUUCAACAGCUUCUGCUAACUUUUGUUAACUUUUGUUUUACUCCAAGUUUGCCUAAAUCCCAAUUUUCUCUACGCGGGUUUUCGAUAAUUCACCACCUUUUGGUUCCUUGAUCACGAAUGGUUUUGAGUUGCAGGAGGCAUAAUGUCUGAUGAUAUGCUUGUGCAUUUCUCUUCCAAUUCCUCCAACCAAUCUGACCAGUCCCUUCCAACAAAGAUUGCGAAGCUGGAAGCUCGAAUGGUGGGCAAGGCUUCCUCCACCGCUGCUCAGCAGCCAGGUUGGUCCUCUGUCCCUUCAACUGGGAAAUUUGGAGGAGCUGCUGAGGAUUUAGCUGAGGCAUGUAGUUCCAGUGAUUCUGAUGAUGAUAAUGGUGAAGAAUUCUUAAUACAGGCCAACACGCAGAAGCGGCUAAAACUUCAAGAAGAUGACAACUCUAAUGUUUUUGAACAUCUCGAGGUUAUGACUGAUGGAAGACAAACUAGUUCAGAGCCCGUCGAGAUAAAAAUAAGUAACGAUGUGAAUAGAAAGAAACAUGGCCGUGGACGAGGCAAUUCUGGUUCAGGAAGGGGCCGGGGUUCCAGAUCUAAUGAUCAGACCAGAACACAAAUACCUCCAACAACUGCUUUGACCUCAAAUGGCCAGACCGAUUUAUACCAUAAGGAUGGAAGACUCAAAGAUCAACUUCGUAAUGAUAAUUUUUCUUCUUUAGAGGAGGAGGUUGCAUCUUUACGGGCAAAGGUUGUAGCAUUAGAGGAGGACUUACGUAAAUCAAAACAGGAGACCUCUGAAUAUCAGAAUCUUUGUCGGCAGUUGGAAAAGGAACUUAAGGACCUGACAGAUCAAGAACAACAAAUGAAGCCAAAGCGGACAAAAAUAAUAUCUGAUUUGCUGAUAUCAGUUUCAAAGGCUGAGAGACAAGAGGCCAGGCUGAAAGUGCGACAAGACUCAUUGAGACUUGGAAAUGUUGGGGUAAUCAGAGCUGGAACUGUCUUAUCUGAAACUUGGGAGGAUGGUCAAGCAUUAAAGGAUCUGAAUGCCCAGCUUAGACAACUAAUAGAAACAAAGGAGGCAAUUGAACGUCAGCGCAAAUUAUUCAAGAAAAAACAAUCUGAUAAGGGAGAUACAACUGAUGCAGAGGCUGGAUUACCAGAAGAUGUUCUCAUUCAUGAUGAAAUUUAUAAAUCUCGACUGGCUAGCAUCAAACGGGAGGAAGAAGUUAUUUUGCGUGAGAGGGAUCGCUAUGAACUAGAGAAGGGAAGGUUGAUUCGUGAAAUGAAACGUAUAAGGGAUGAAGAUGGUUCACGGUUCAACAACUUUCAGAUUCUACACCAUCGAUAUGCCCUUCUAAACCUUCUCGGAAAGGGAGGGUUCAGUGAGGUUUACAAGGCUUUUGAUUUGGUAGAGCAUAGAUACGUUGCCUGCAAGCUUCAUGGUUUAAAUCCUCAAUGGAGUGAAGAGAAGAAGCAGAGUUACAUGCGGCAUGCAAUUCGGGAGUAUAAUAUUCACAAGUCCCUUGUGCAUCAUCACAUUGUUCGUUUAUGGGACAUAUUUGAGAUUGAUCAAAAUACGUUCUGCACUGUUCUGGAAUAUUGUAGUGGGAAAGAUCUUGAUGCUGUCCUUAAAGCAACACCUAUAUUGCCAGAGAAGGAGGCUAGAGUCAUUCUGGUUCAGAUUUUUCAAGGCCUUAUAUACAUGAAUAAAAGAACACAGAAGAUUAUCCAUUAUGAUUUAAAGCCAGGAAAUGUUCUGUUUGAUGAGCUUGGUAUUGCAAAAGUGACUGAUUUUGGUCUCAGCAAGAUAGUGGAGGAUGAUGUUGGAUCCCAGGGUAUGGAACUUACAUCCCAGGGAGCUGGAACAUAUUGGUAUUUGCCUCCUGAAUGCUUUGAGCUCAGCAAGACGCCUUAUAUUUCAUCGAAGGUUGAUGUCUGGUCUGCUGGCAUUUUGUUCUAUCAAAUGCUCUGUAGACGUCCUUUCGGGCAUGACCAAACUCAAGAGAGAAUACUUCGUGAAGACACAAUUAUUAAGGCGCGCAAGGUUGACUUUCCUACUAGGCCUGCUGUUUCUAAUGAGGCAAAGGAUUUCAUUCGUCGGUGUCUCACGUAUAACCAGAUCGAGAGACCAGAUGUAUUAACAAUUGCUCAAGAUCCAUAUCUCACAUACUCAAAGAAGUAAUGAAUGAUUUUCAGUGACAUACCUAUUUUACUCAAGAGGCUCUAAAGAGCAUGAAUCUAAGAACUGAUCUAACUUGAGGUGCUGAUUUAGCAGAUGGAUUUUGUAUAGGUUGUAAAGAUCUUGUUAUUUUGUCAAAUGAGACAGAAAGAUGUUUCCUCACUCUUAGGGUUUGUUUUGCGAGUUAGUGUUUUGGCGGGGAAGAAAACUUACCAUUUGAAUUUUUUACGCUAAAAAUCCUUUCUUCCCCGUCGAUGGUCGCUCCAAAUUCCCAAUCCGCAAACAACCCCUAAAGGAAGGCCAGUUGUCUUUUUUUUUUUUUUUUUACUUCCAUUUUAUAUUUUGGUUCGAAAACAUGGGAUGAGGAACAGGAAAAAGGUUGUUUGAUUGAUAUGUCUUUAUAUAUAAAGUAGAUGUAUAGGUGCUUUCACAAGGGAGAAAGCUUUUGUAAUUUUUUUGGUACAUUAGCCCCAAGUUUCAUUUUAUUUUUUCAUUAGAUACUACCUCAUUUCCCUAAAAUUUAUUUAGUUGUAGUGUGUAUUGAGAAGGCCAUGUUUGUUUAGUAUUUGACUUGCUCAAAACCA
Arachis stenosperma is the source of this 3113-nucleotide messenger RNA. RefSeq names its product serine/threonine-protein kinase TOUSLED. Gene Ontology annotation, molecular function: ATP binding; protein serine/threonine kinase activity. The record is from RefSeq and is a predicted model, not a curated record. Gene Ontology annotation, cellular component: nucleus. Lineage: Eukaryota; Viridiplantae; Streptophyta; Magnoliopsida; Fabales; Fabaceae. Gene Ontology annotation, biological process: chromosome segregation; peptidyl-serine phosphorylation; intracellular signal transduction.